AACCGGGAAACAUGGAGGUGGACAAGCAGUAAAGCUUGUGAGAGAGCUCUACAAUAUAAAGUAGGAGAAAAAAUCCACGGGUUCACUGUAAACCAGGUAACACCUAUUCCUGAACUCUUCUUGACUGCUGUGAAACUCAGUCAUGACAGCACAGGUGCUAAAUAUUUACAUGUCGCAAGAGAAGACAAAAAUAAUUUGUUUAGUGUGCAGUUUCGUACGACUCCAAUGGAUAGUACUGGUGUUCCCCACGUUCUUGAGCACACAGUUCUCUGUGGUUCCCAGAAAUUCCCCUGUAGAGAUCCUUUCUUCAAAAUGUUAAAUAGGUCAUUAUCGACGUUCAUGAAUGCCUUCACAGCUAGUGACUAUACUCUGUAUCCUUUUUCCACACAAAACCCCAAGGAUUUUCAGAAUCUCCUCUCGGUGUAUUUGGAUGCAGCCUUUUUCCCAUGCUUACGGGAACUGGACUUCUGGCAGGAAGGAUGGAGGCUAGAGCAUGAGAAUCCAAGUGACCCCCAAACACCCUUGAUCUUUAAAGGCGUUGUCUUUAAUGAAAUGAAGGGAGCAUUUACAGAUAAUGAGCGAAUAUUCUCACAGCACCUUCAAAAUAGACUUCUUCCUGACCACACUUACUCAGUGAUCUCUGGUGGCGAUCCGCUGUGCAUCCCGGAUCUUACAUGGGAACAACUGAAGCAGUUUCAUGCUACUCAUUAUCACCCAAGUAAUGCUAGGAUCUUCACAUAUGGUAAUUUCCAGUUAGAGAAACACCUGAAACAAAUCGAUGAAGAAGCACUGAGUAAAUUCCAGAAAAUUGAACCAAGUACCACAGUGCCAGCUCAGAAGCCUUGGGAUAAACCUAAGGAAUACCAGAUAACAUGUGGCCCCGACUCACUCGCUGCAGAUUCCUCUAAGCAGACAACUGUCAGUGUCAGCUUCCUCUUACCAGGAAUCACUGAUACAUUUGAAUCCUUCACAUUAACUCUUUUGUCUUCACUCUUGAUCGGUGGGCCCAAUUCUCCCUUUUAUAAAGCUUUAAUUGAAUCUGGACUUGGCACAGACUUUUCUCCUAAUGUUGGAUACAAUGGUUAUACAAGGGAGGCCUUCUUCAGUGUAGGCCUACAAGGGAUUGCUGAGAAAGAUAUUCAGACAGUCAAAAACAUUAUUGAUAAAACAAUUGAUGAAGUCAUUGAAAAAGGAUUUGAAGAUGAUCGAAUUGAAGCUUUGCUUCAUAAAACUGAAGUACAAAUGAAACACCAAUCAACUAGCUUUGGACUUACGUUGACAUCAUUCAUAGCUUCUUGCUGGAAUCAUGAUGGGGACCCUGUGGAACUCUUGAAAUUAGGAAAUCAAAUGGCUCAAUUCAGAGAGUGCCUUAAGGAAAAUCCAACAUUUUUACAAGAAAAAGUAAAGCAAUAUUUCAAGAAUAAUCAACAUAAGCUGACUUUGUCAAUGAAACCAGAUGACAAAUAUUAUGAGAAACAAACACAAAUGGAAACAGAAAAGCUAAAGCAAAAGGUCAAUUCUCUUUCACCACAAGACAAGGAAGCGAUAUAUGAGAAAGGCUUAGAAUUACGAACUCAGCAAAGUAAACCGCAUGAUGCCUCUUGUCUACCUGCUCUGAAAGUGUCAGAUAUCGAGCCGACCAUACCUGUCACUGAGCUGGAGGUAGCAUUGGCAGCUGGAGAAGUCCCUGUUCAGUACUGUGCCCAGCCAACCAAUGGUAUGGUAUACUUCCGAGCCUUUUCUAGUUUAAACACACUUCCUGAAGAGCUAAAGCCGUAUGUGCCUCUUUUCUGCAGUGUCCUUACCAAGCUGGGCUGCGGCAUUCUGAACUACCGAGAACAAGCUCAACACAUCGAGCUUAAGACAGGAGGAAUGACUGCUUCUCCCCACGUGCUCCCUGAUGACUCCCACCUAGAUACCUACGAGCAGGGUGUGCUUUUUUCCUCUCUCUGCCUGGAUCGAAAUCUACCAGAUAUGAUGCACUUGUGGAGUGAAAUAUUUAACAAUCCCUGCUUUGAAGAAGAAGAACACUUCAAAGUAUUAGUGAAAAUGAGUGCUCAGGAGCUUGCAAACGGCAUUUCCGAUUCUGGUCAUCUCUAUGCAUCCAUUAGAGCCAGUAAAACCCUCACACCUGCAGGAGACCUACAUGAAACUUUCAAUGGAAUGGAUCAGGUCAGAUUAAUGAAGAGAAUUUCUGAAAUGACAGACAUCAAACCAGUCCUGCGGAAGCUCCCACGUAUCCAGAAACAUGUGCUGAACUGUGAUAACCUGAGGUGUUCGGUGAAUGCAACUCCUCAGCAGAUGUCUCACACGGCGAAAGUUGUAGAGAGCUUCAUUACAAACCUUGGUCGAAGUAAGAAAGAACGAAAACCAGUCCGUCCACAUGUGAUUGAGAAACCCGCACCUAAUGGAUCUAGUGGAAGUCCACAUGUUAAUGGUUCCCAAAUCAUUAGGAAGCUAAUCACAGACCCUACUUUCAAGCCCUGCCAGAUGAAGACCCAUUUUCUGCUUCCUUUCCCAGUGAACUUUGUUGGGGAAUGUGUUAGAACUGCGCCUUACACACAUCCAGACCAUGCCAGUCUUAAGAUCCUUGCACGCUUGAUGACUACUAAAUUCUUACAUACAGAAAUUCGGGAAAAAGGUGGUGCUUAUGGUGGAGGUGCUAAACUUGGCCGUAAUGGAAUAUUCACUCUUUACUCUUAUAGGGAUCCAAACUCAAUAGAAACUCUGCAGGCCUUUGGAAAAGCUGUUGACUGGGCUAAGUCUGGAAAAUUCACACAGCAGGACAUCGAUGAAGCAAAGCUUUCCGUGUUCUCGGGUGUGGAUGCUCCUGUGGCGCCUUCAGACAAAGGUAUGGACCAUUUCUUGUAUGGACUGGCUGACGAGGUAAAGCAGGCACAUCGGGAACAGCUCUUUGCCGUCAGUCACGACAAACUUAUCGAUGUGAGCCAUAAGUACCUUGGCAUUGGGAAGUGCACACAUGGGUUGGCUUUACUUGGACCAGAGAAUGUAAAAAUUGCUAAGGACCCAUCAUGGAUAGUAAGAUAACCAAACCUGUGAGCUAGAUUUAAUUCCAACCUUUAAACUGAAGGUCCAGAGUGUCAUUGGGUUUGGGAAAAAUCUUAUCACAUAUGAUCUUAAGACUUUGCCAAACAUCUUGACUGGAAAAUCAGACUAAAAGUCUUUCGUUUAAAGGAGGAAAAAUACUGUGAACAGGAAACAGUGAUAUAAUUGAAAUGAUCAUGGUUUAGGUGCCAAAGAUGCACAGAAUAAAAAUUUAAAAGUUUCUAAUGACAUAUAAAUGCUUAUUUUACCAUAUUAACAUUAGAAUAUAUUUUGAAAGCUUAAAAAUAAAAGACAGCUCUGACUUA
Molecule: messenger RNA, 3371 nt
Organism: Echinops telfairi (small Madagascar hedgehog)
Lineage: Eukaryota; Metazoa; Chordata; Mammalia; Afrosoricida; Tenrecidae
Gene: PITRM1
Product: pitrilysin metallopeptidase 1
Exons: 26
Coding region: 226-3048 (940 amino acids)
Biological process (GO): protein processing
Cellular component (GO): mitochondrial matrix
Molecular function (GO): metal ion binding
Source: RefSeq, a predicted model, not a curated record